This is a messenger RNA of Microstroma glucosiphilum, 447 nucleotides long. RefSeq names its product bud site selection-related protein. The coding region runs from base 1 to 447 and encodes 148 amino acids. Gene Ontology annotation, biological process: mRNA splicing, via spliceosome. Gene Ontology annotation, cellular component: nucleus; spliceosomal complex. Lineage: Eukaryota; Fungi; Basidiomycota; Exobasidiomycetes; Microstromatales; Microstromataceae. The record is from RefSeq and is a predicted model, not a curated record. The transcript has 3 exons.
AUGCCCAAAAUCCGCACUUCCCGGACUAAGCCUCCGCCCGAGGGCUUCGAGGAGAUCGAGUCCAUCCUCGACGAGUACACGCGCAAGAUGCGAGACGCCGAAUCAGAGAGUACCGAGGGCAAGCGGAAAGUAGAGGCAUUGUGGCCAAUCAUGAGAAUUAGCCAUACACGGAGUAGGUAUAUCUAUGACUUGUACUACAAGAGGGAGGCUAUUAGUAGGGAGCUAUAUGACUGGCUCUUAAAGGAAGGGUAUGCAGACGCAAAUCUAAUAGCUAAAUGGAAGCGCCAAGGCUACGAGAAGCUCUGCUGUGUGCGCUGCAUCCAGUCGCGAGACAUGAACAAUGUCGGAUCUUCUUGCAUCUGUCGAGUUCCCAAGAGUCAGAUGAAGGCAGGGCAAUUGGUCGAGUGUACACACUGUGGCUGUAGAGGUUGCGCUUCGAGCGACUGA